Messenger RNA from Triplophysa dalaica, 5182 nucleotides. RefSeq lists its product as uncharacterized. The transcript has a single exon. Gene Ontology annotation, molecular function: catalytic activity. Bases 3672 to 5033 code for a protein of 453 amino acids. NCBI's taxonomy places the organism in Eukaryota, Metazoa, Chordata, Actinopteri, Cypriniformes, Nemacheilidae. The record is from RefSeq and is a predicted model, not a curated record.
CUAGGUGUUAUAAUCCCGAAUAAUUAUUCAGCACAGUUGAAUUGCCCAAUAGGACAUUUCCCACGCCUUAUGCAUGAUAGAGUGAGCAGUCAAGAAUAUGAAUUUAGGAAAAGGAGAUCUGAGGUUUCACUGGGUUCGGAUAAGGCAUCCUCUCUGUUCGGGGAUUAAGGAUUGUAGAAAUACAUACUUACCUUUCCUUGCCAUUAUCAGAGAGACAUCAAAUGAGUUGUGUUCCGACUUUCAUCGCAUCAUAUUAUCCUGAGUGAAAGAUGCCUUUUGGUGAGGUGUGAUGCGACACUUUGUCAGUUGUGCACCUGAGCCCAAUUUUGUGUUUCGUCACUUUAUAACAAGACACCCUCAGCCAAGGGAGGCCCACUGCAGGUUGAUCAGACCUGGGUGUCUGUAAUAUUGUUGCUAGGUCAUCUGGCAGCCCAUGCUGUGUCCAUCCGCCUCAACCAAUCGAACCGGCAGCCUUCUGGUCACAAGUCCGACCCUUUAGCUAUCAUUCCACGACUGCCUACACUGAAAUGCAAGAUCAGCACCGCCGGGCCUAUGGCGUAACAUUACAACACAUAACACCAUUUUAUUACAUGGUCAUUUGGCAGCCCAUAUUGAGUCCUUCCACGUCAACCACAGCCAGUAGCUGAUCCUCACAGCGACAGUGGCAAGUUCUUUGACUAUGGUCCGUUAGGCCUGUCCUCUGAUCCCCUAUUUUUUACCAGCCUUGUAGUGGAAUUGAAAACAAAUCACCUGCAGCCCACUUCCACCAGUACCAGCUCCGCUGUCCAUCCCCGAUCUUCAGCCUCCGCUGACAAGUUUGCCUUCCAGAGAUUAUUUUUUUCCGAAUGCUUCGUUAAUGGCCUCUUCUGAAGGUACAGUAUACUCAACUAUGAGGACUAUUCUCCUGGAGCUGGACCACAGAACUGUGUACUGCGGCAGGUUGGUCGCUGCGAUUUCAAAGGGGAAAGUAAGUCUGUGGGUUAAAUGCGAAACAGUUUGUUGCAGUUUGAGAAUCAUCUGAAAGUCGUAAGUUUAAUUGAUUAUUGUGAGUGUCUUAUCAAAUCUAGCGCAGUUUCGUUUCCAUUGUGUGCGUCCGGUGAGUCACGCUGAGUCACGUGUUAACAGUUGCGUUUAAUUGGCGUGUUAUUGUGAGAUUUUGGAAGGCGUGUCCUGCUGAAUUCAAGUGCUAGACUAAAACGGGUAUAUAGUAGGGGUGGGCGAUCUAGAAAAAAAUUCAAAUCACGAUUUUUUCCAGAUAGAUCACGAUUUACGAUUUUAUCGCGGUUCUUCUUCAAGUUGGUUUUAAGACUAUUUUGCAAAUUAAAGGGGCUUCAAUACAGCCAAACUAAGUCCCCAUAUAAAAAUAUACUCUUUACCAUUUAUAUUUUGAAGAAUAUUUUAAUCACGUUAAUAUUUAAUGCAAGUGCAAGACCAUAAAUCAGCUGUUAGCAAAAAACUUUACAUUUUGAAUUUUGUUUUUCAUCUUGUUGCGGCACUCGGAGUAAAGCUUUGGAAUGGGCGUGGAGGAUAAAUAUUUUUGGCUGGGUAUUUCGUGACGUGGAUCUACGACUUUGAGCAGUUUUUUAAAGCCCUCAUUUUCCACAGUCUUUAUGGGAAUCAUGUCUUUGGCCAGGUAAAAUGCGACCGCAUCAGUGACAUCUUUCCAGCGCUUGCUCGUUCUGUCAUACGGAUACGUGUUUUUUUUUCUCAAAUGGUUCUUUCGGUAAAGUCGUUGUUUAAGCCCUUUAGUUUCCGUAUGCUUGGUUGUACCUGAUUUACUCGCGUGGGAUCCCUUUAUAAUUUGACUGUCGGCAUACUCUUUCAGUCCCUUUUAUUUUGAGGUGGUUAAAAAGGUUCGUUGUGUCGCCUUACGACGCUCGAAUCUUAUCAUUGCCACAUUUGCAAAUAACUGUUGUUUGGGCCGUGUCAGUUGGGGAAAACCCAAACCAUUUCAAUAUUACUGAUGUAGAAUUUUUUUUAGGGACCAAGUCCUCCGUGUUUCCCUCCAUCUUCACUGACCGCGUCACUUAAUCUUACUGAAUUCACAAGCAAUGUAUACGAGCUUUGUAGUAGAGUAGGCGGGGCGAGACCGUGGUUCGAGGCCGGUAAGUGAUUGUUAAUUAGCGCCAGUGGUGCGCACCACGUAGGAGAUUGGGAGCGUAUAAAGAAACAAUGGCGACCGGACCGUCGAAGAGAGAGGACCGGGCCCAAACUUGUGUUUGUAUUUGUAUUUAUGUUUAUGUUAAUGUUAUUGCGCCGGCGGUCGUCCGUGAGGGGCCGCCGGCUGUUAUAUUACUUUAUUAAAUGUUUGUUUAAAUGUCUUCCGGUUCCCGACUCCUUCCUUCCAUACUUGAAUCGUAUUACAUUGGUGCCGAAACCCGGGAGGAAGGAGAGACAUGCUGUCGGAGAGCCCUCGCUGCUGAGGGGCAUCGCGGUGCUGAGGAGUUCGGGCAGCGCGGACGAGCGAUCCGCCAGUGGCUACACGAGGCGCUGGUUCUGGAGCGAAGAUUCGGAUGGGACAGAGAGCUCGCUGCCGUGCUCCUGGGCCGAGGUGAGAUGGCGGCCGUCCAAAAGGGAGGGGAGGAGUCAGCGCCGUUGGCCGUGAGCCGGAAUCCUGCUGUCAACAGCCAUGAUGGUGAGGAGCAGGAAACGGCGGACUGACUCGCUGCCCCGGUGCCCUAACACGGAGGAGCCAUCGCCAACCGCCAGGAGGCGGAGGAGGAUCGGGCCGUCCAUCGAACGUCCAGCACCACCGCAUAGCACCGCGAGGAAGAGCCUCUCGGCUGGUUGAGGAACGAGCGGCAGCAUGUCAGGGAACCGGACUAUAAUUUUUUUUUUACCUCUCUCCCCUCUCUCUUUCCGGUCGCUCCGAGAGCUCCCGUCCCCGUUGUCUCGUCUCGUCGCUGCAUACCCCCCACCCCACCCCCCCCCCGAGGGAGGGGGAGGGAGCUUGCACAGUCGCGGGGGUACCCCCCGGCCUGUGAGGGGUGAUGGGUGUAUGUAGUAGAGUAGGCGGGGCGAGACCGUGGUUCGAGGCCGGUAAGUGAUUGUUAAUUAGCGCCAGUGGUGCGCGCACCGGCCUCGCACCACGUAGGAGAUUGGGAGCGUAUAAAGAAACAAUGGCGACCGGACCGUCGAAGAGAGAGGACCGGGCCCGAACUUGUGUUUGUAUUUGUAUUUAUGUUUAUGUUAAUGUUAUUGCGCCGGCGGUCGUCCGUGAGGGGCCGCCGGCUGUUAUAUUACUUUAUUAAAUGUUUGUUUAAAUGUCUUCCGGUUCCCGACUCCUUCCUUCCAUACUUGAAUCGUAUUACAAGCUUGUUUACAUGGCGCAAUCUAUCGCAAGUAUGUUGACGAAUUCUAUAGAACACUACUAUAUAGGACGAUUUAACGAUUUUCCCGAAAAAGUGGAUCGUGCAGUCAUUUUAAUCGUUCACGAUCUAAUAUCGUCAUAUCGCACACCCCUAGUAUAUAGUAAGACUAUCCACCGCGUGCAGCGGUCGCGUGCAGCCCUCAUCGCGUGAAGACCGAAGAGAGUAAAGACCAUCGACUCUACCUGUGCGACUCCACCGAGCAAGGACACCGACAAGGCACUUGAGUAUUACUGCUUGCACUUCGACUAUUGCACUUAUCUAUUAUCUUUAUUUGUCUUGUACAUUCCUUCCUUUUUUACUAUGUGUUUCCAAAUCCACACUGUCAUUACAUCUCGUACACAAACGGUUACUCGCAGAAGGCCACGCAUGGCUAAUGCUAGCAACCUGCGUACUCUUUCAGCAUCCAGCACUACCUCUAUUACCUUUCCUAUUGGUUUAUGGAACUGCCAAUCCGCUGUAAACAAGGCAGAUUUCAUCACAGCUAUUGCCAAACAUUCGGGUCUUUCUCUUUUAGCACUUACUGAAACCUGGAUCAAACCCGAGGACACUGCCACACCGGCUGCACUCUCCAAUAACUACACUUUCUCUCACAGCCCACGCAUAUCAGGGAGGGGCGGAGGAACUGGUCUACUUAUUCCUAACGACUGGAAAUUCAAACAGCUUGCACCCUCAUGCAACAACACCGCCUUUGAGUUUCAUGCUGUCACUGUCAUCUACCCUGUUAAAACGCAUGUUGUAGUUAUAUAUCGUCCCCCAGGGCACCUUGGACUCUUCUUGGAGGAAUUGGACACACUUCUGUCAUCAUUCCCCGAGGAUGGUACUCCUCUGGUGGUACUUGGUGACUUCAACAUCCACCUGGAAAAACCACAGGCUGCUGACUUCAACAACCUGACUGCAUCGUUUGACCUCAAGCGAGUCCCCACUUCAGCAACCCAUAAAUCUGGUAAUCAACUUGAUCUCAUCUACACACGCUAUUGCUUCACCUAUCACUCCCAGGUAACCCCACUGCACACGUCGGAUCAUUUCCUCAUCACUCUUGAUCUCGACUUAACUUCUCCAGACACUACACAUGCCUCCCCACUGGUGACAUUCCGACGCAACCUACGAUCACUCUCUCCCUCCCGCCUAUCCUCUGCAGUCUCUGCUACUCUCCCACCCGCUAAACAGUUCUCUCUCCUUGAUGCUAACACUGCCACCAACACCCUUUGCUCCACACUAACCUCCUGCUUAGACAUCUUAUGCCCUCUUAGAUCUAGACCAUCUCGUGCAUCUCCUUCUGCCCCCUGGUUAUCUGAUGUUCUCCGUGAGCAUCGCACAUCUCUCAGGUCUGCUGAGAGAAAGUGGCGCAAAUCUAAAGAACCCACUGACCUCUCUCUCUACCAGUCUAUUCUCUCUUCCUUCUCUGCGGAUGUCUCCUCUGCGAAAACCCAAUACUACCAUACUAAAAUCAACAACUCUUUGACACAGUUAACCAUCACAUCCUCCUGUCCACCCUCAAGGCAAUGGGGGUCUCUGGAAUGGUGCUACAAUGGUUCAGGUCUUACCUCUCGGGUAGGUCCUUUAGAGUAUCUUGGAGAGAUGAGGUGUCGGAGUCCCAUCAUCUGGACACAGGUGUGCCUCAGGGCUCAGUGCUUGGUCCGUUGCUAUUCUCUGUAUACAUGACAUCCCUUGGCUCUGUCAUUAGGAAACAUGGCUUUUCCUAUCACUGCUAUGCGGAUGAUACUCAACUCUACAUGUCUUUUCGCCCUGACGAUCCGACUGUCUCUGCACGCAUCUCAGCUUGCCUAGCCGACAUCUCGCUCUGGAUGAAC